ACAUAGUUCAUAUCGGUGGGUAGUUUUUCUGAGCAGCGCAUUAUUUAUCUACAGAGAAGGGUUGUAACUCUGAGAGUCAAAGUUACUACAUAAUAUGUUUGAGUUGCAUUACCUGCCCAUCGUAGACACAGCGAUUAAGGGAGUGGCUGUGGGUAUUUGGUCUCUAAGUGAUGCUGCUCUAAAAGAUUAACAGGCUGUGAGCAAGCUGAAGCACCCUCGAGUCGAGGUGUUUCUUCACCAAAAAUGGUUUCUUUUGGCUGGAAGAAGAAGAUUGACCAGUCAGUUGUUAAACGAAGCAGGGAAGAGUUUGAAAAAGAUGCAAAAGAUGUAGUUGAUGAAGAUGAAAUUAUUAUACAAAAUGGAGAAGUAGACUGGCUAUCACUUGCACCAAAAAGAAAUUGCACUGUCGCUUUGGAAGAUUCAUUAGCUAAAGCUGGGCGAUUAAAAACAGAAGGCGGAACGUUAGCAGAGGCAGAAAGGUAUUGGGAGGCUUUGAAAAAGUGGGAUGAAGCAUUAGCACUGACCCCCAAGGAUGCAACACUUUAUGAAAUGAAAGCUCAGGCAUACCUACAGCUUUGUGAAGUGUUCCCUGCUGUCCAGAGUGCCAGCAAAGCUGUUCAGCUGGCACCAACUUGGUGGGAGGCAUACCAGACCCUAGGCAGAACACAUCUAGGACUGGGAGAAGUGAAACUUGCCUUGCGUAGCUUUUCCAAAGCCUUUCACAUCAACCCGAGUGAUCAGGAACUUUGGGAAGAAGAUUUACAGUGGACUUUAUCAUUAUUGAGAAGAAAGCAGACCAUGAAAGAUCAGCUGGAGACAGUUGUACAGCAGUCUAGAAUUAGUAUUAGAACUGUGGAGGAAGAGAGCGAAGAAUCUGCCUCUGAAAGUACUGCUUUAUCAGAUACAGAGGCUGAAAGUAGACUGGUUCAGUUUACCUCUGGGUCAGAUGAAAAACAUGAAGGUGAACAAAAAUUGAGAAGAUUGCCUGGAAACUAUGUGCAAAUGAGGGACACAGGUUAAUUUUUGUGGUGCUUAAAAUAUUAAAAUUUUCUUAGUUUUCAAUUUAAAUAAAAACAGGUGAAGAUCACACACAGUAAAUGUGUUU
This is a messenger RNA of Lingula anatina, 1105 nucleotides long. RefSeq names its product tetratricopeptide repeat protein 33-like. The record is from RefSeq and is a predicted model, not a curated record. Gene Ontology annotation, molecular function: protein binding. NCBI's taxonomy places the organism in Eukaryota, Metazoa, Brachiopoda, Lingulata, Lingulida, Lingulidae.